AGUUUCAAAAAACGGUUUGGAAUGUUCAGCGGCGCUGUCAGCGCCCCUUUGUGUCUAGUUCAAACUUCAAACGCUUGCGGUUUCCUCCAUCCCUCGCUUCAUCAGGCAGCUUCUUUUGCCACGGUUAUAAUAGACUUUAUAACGUUCGUUCUCUUGCCGGAUCCGCUUGAAUAACAGAGAAAACUGAUUCCUUCGGGACAGCGGCGCUCGUAGAACAGGUGGAAAGCAGAAAACGGCCCCAAGGAGAGCCGGCAGGAUGUCGCCAAGAAGGACAAGGAGAGGUACUAUAAGGGAAAGUAGUGUCAUUGACAUAUCCGUUGACACUAGUACUAAGUCAGCUAAUAAAUCAGUUCGAAGUACAAGACGAACUAGAAAAAAUCAAAAUGCUAAGGGCUCGGAUGAAGAGAAUGAUAAUCCCAGGGAGGUGAAUAAUUUAACAGAUAAUGUUACUGCUACUAGUUUUUCAAAUGACAGUACAUUAAGUACAAGGAAACAAAGAAGGAAAGUCCAAGAGUCGGUAUUAAGUCAAGGUAUUUCUUUGUCAGUGACUUUAGAUGAAUCCAAACAGAAAAAAAGUAAUUUGAAAACCCCCAAUGCCAAGACACAGUCUAAAAGCAGUAAAUCUGCAAAGAAAGAAGGUGAUUCUCUUAUAAGUGAGGAUGAAUCUUUCAACACUAAAAGCCAAAAGGACAAAAAGAGAGUAUUUUAUGCAAUGGACAAUUUGAUAAGUGAAGAUGAAAGUGUAUCGCAAGCAUCAUCUAGCAAACAAGCAAAAUCAAGCAAUCGUAGGUCCAAGACACCAAAUAAACCAUCACCAUCUAAAAAGUCAAUUACUGUCAAGUCUACAGGCGGCAAUGUCACUCCAAAAAGCAGUCCUAUAAAUGUUUCAUUCACACCACAUCGGUCAACAAAAACACCGAAAAAGUCUCCUAUAAAUUUGGGAUCUCCCAAGACCCUACCACGCAGUUCUCUGAAACUUCUUAAUGUACAAAGAAAGUUGUCUAUUACAGAUUCACCACCUUCUUCAGAAAAUUCUUACAAUCUAGUUGAACCACAAGAUUCUGCCUCUCCUGCCAACAAGUCUGCAGAGAAUACCAGCAUGUCUGACAAAAAGUCAAAAUCAACCAAAAUCAAAUCUAAUUCUCCUACGUUGAAAAUAAGACCAAGAUUUUCAAAGUCUCCAAAAAUCGUUCUUAAAACUCUGAAAGCAAAAUCCAAUAAAUCACCGAAAAAGUCGCUGAAGGUUUCACCGACAAAAUCUGAAAAAUCGCCAGCAAAAUCUGUAAAGUCACCAGCAAAGUUGUCGACAUCACCAAAGAAAGUUGAGAAAUCUCCAACAAAAGCUGUUAAAUCAACAACAGAUACAUCUUUUAAAGUCGAUGAUACAUCAAAAGAUCUUUCUACAGUAAAAACUAAAUUGCCAAAAUCUGAAUCUCCACAAAAAUUUGAUAAAACUCCUAAAGCUGAUUCAUCUUUCAAAUCUCAAAAGUCAUCAUCAGAAAAAUUAUUUAGGUCACUUCUUAAAGUUCCUUCAUCAACGGAAUCACGCAAAUCGUUUUUAAAUACAUCAUUAAAAUCUAAAACAUCAUCUCUCAGUACAUCAUUUAAAUCCAAAAAAUCGCCACUUCUAAACUUGAGUUCAAAGAAGAUGCCGAAGAUUGUUUUGAAUUUAAAGUCUAAUAAAUCACCAUUGAAAUCAUCUAAAAGUAUAUCACCAUCAAAAGCGAAAAAAUCACCCGUAAAAACACCUAAGCUUAAAUCAUCAAUGAAAAUGAAAAAAUCUCCUAAAAGUGUUUCACCAACAAAGAAACCAAGUACAAAUUUGAUUUUAAACAAAAGCAUAUCCCAGGAUACAUCAUUAAGUCCAAGAGUAGUUAUAAGUAAGCUUACAUCACACACUUCUACACCCGGAAUCAAAAGUUCUGUAUUAAAUAUUACAGGAAAACAGCCUAGUAUAAAUUUAAUUCCAAUAGAUCAUAAUAAUCAACCAUCUAUACUUCCUGUUAAAAGCCCCAAGUCACCAAAAUCUUUGGCAAAGCGAUCUACAAUCAAAUCUGCAACUCCUGCGAAAACUGUUAGAACUUCAAUGAGUGCCGCCAAAAAAGUGAAUGCAAUUAAUACACCAUCUCAUGUUAUGGAAAAAAAACUCUUGAAUAUGCGACCAGCAAAAACUUCAACACCUAGAGACAGAAAUAUGAAACGUACUCUAACUUUAGCUUCCAAUAAAAAAAUUACAUCACCUAAACAGGUUAGCAAGUCUAUAAUUCUGAAUGGUUCACCUAAUUCAAAAUCAAAAGUUAUCAAACGCUUAAAUAAUACAUCAAUUCAAGCAGAUAAUCCAUUAUUGGAAGAUGAAUCAGAACCUUCAUUAAAUGGUUCUUCACUAAUUCAUAUGAGUGAUGUUUUUGACUCUGAUAAUUCAAAAAAUAAUAGUACAUUUUCAAUUGACAAAAGUGAUUUAGGUAUAUCACGUAAAAGGAAAUCUAUAAACAGCCCAAACAUUUCUCAAAAAGGUAAUAAAAGUAAUACAUUUGAAGUGAAAAAGAACGCUUCUAAUGAAUCAAUUAAAGAGAUAUCAAAAAAAGAUAAUACGUAUGAACUUGAACAUCCCAAAACUCCUGCUCUACAGAAGAGAGCCAAAAAACGGACACUAGAUGAAGCUGAAUUAGGUAUAACAGAAGAGCAAGAAUCUAAGAAAAGUUGUAGAGUUACUUUUGCCAGUCCUAAUUUGGGAAAUAAAGUUCGAUCAACUGGUAUUACCAGGAUGGGCACACCAGGUCAUGCCAUUCAGCAAAAAAAGUCACCAGUAUCAGUGAACAAAAACAAGACUCCUGUGAGGAAAGUAGAAGCUAAAAGAAGACUAAGUUCAGUGAUGAAAUCACAUUCAAAAACAGUUGCAAGUACUGUGGAAAAAAGAUUGUCACAAAUUGCUUCAGUUAAUCGUCUUAGCAGACCAAGGGGGAUUACAGAUUCAGAGAAAAAAGUAGCAAAAACUCCAGUAGCUACAAAAAUUCCUAAUUUUAAAGAGAUUCAUCAGAAAAACUUUGCUAAAAUGGAAUCAUUGGUUGAUUUAAAAAAGCGUGUUGAACAGCGACAUGAAGUUUUAAAUACAGCAACGUCUAGUAUAAAAAAGAAGAAACCAGUGGAAAGUGUAAAGCCACUUCCUCUUGAUUCAACAAAUGGUGCUUAUAGUAGAUUUGGAUUUAAGCUGAGAAAGAAUGAGGCUGUUGAUAUAAUUUCCAAGAAACAGACUGGUGGUGUAGAAUCAAGGGAGAAAAAACGAGAAAAUGCCAGAAGUGCUUUGAAAGGUGUACGAAUGAACAGGCGGUUUGAAUUACAGAUGAAAUCGCGCAUGAAGAACACGUAACAAGAACUGAUCUAUAUUUUUAUUUUAUUUUUUUUACUAUGUAAAUACAAAAAACUAUUUACAAUUUUUCGUACUUCUAUUAUUGAAGACUUUAAAAUUUUUGACUUGAAAACUAAGAUAUUACCAAUAUAAGGUAGCUUUUUUUGGGAACAAUCAAAUUGUGCUAAUCAUUUAAUUUUAGAUACAAUGUUUUUAGUUUUUUAGUAAGAUGAACUUGUGCGUAAUAAGUGACUUUGAACAUUAUAAGAUUUUUUUAAAAUUGAUUUUUCUUUCGACGUGGCAGAAUCCUAGAGUGAUUUAUAUACAUACUUUACGCAUUAGUCUUAGAUGUAAAAAAUAAAUAAGUUUACUUUGUAUCUGUUGAUAGAUUGACUAAGAAUUGUAACAUGUAAGAAAGUGCAUUAUAUUCUUAUCUCAGUAGCACAGUAAAAUACUUGUGUACUUGCAUGGGAAGUACAAUUUUGUUUUUUAUAAAAAGUUGAUAGAAAAUUGAAAAAAUAUAAUGCUCCUGAAUUGGUCAAACUAUUUUGUGGUAUAAAUAAAGCCAAUUUUAAGAACUCUAUCAGUUAAAAGUUGAGGCUGACUGUACAUAAAUUUAACAGAAACAGAUUACUGCAAUAAAGCAUAAAUUGUCAAUCAGAAAUAUAA
Messenger RNA from Nasonia vitripennis (jewel wasp), 4015 nucleotides. RefSeq names its product serine/arginine repetitive matrix protein 2 (gene Mink). The record is from RefSeq and is a predicted model, not a curated record. The transcript is spliced from 5 exons. The coding region runs from base 257 to 3367 and encodes 1036 amino acids. NCBI's taxonomy places the organism in Eukaryota, Metazoa, Arthropoda, Insecta, Hymenoptera, Pteromalidae.